This is a messenger RNA of Musa acuminata subsp. malaccensis (wild Malaysian banana), 2948 nucleotides long. RefSeq lists its product as uncharacterized. NCBI's taxonomy places the organism in Eukaryota, Viridiplantae, Streptophyta, Magnoliopsida, Zingiberales, Musaceae. The record is from RefSeq and is a predicted model, not a curated record.
AUUUUGUCGCCCGAUCUCUCAAGACGCUUCGCCUUCUCUCUCUCUCUUCACUCGCUCACAUGAAGGGAUAACUCGAGCUCCGAUUCCUCUCUCUGGCGACCUCGAUUUCUAGGGUUCCGAGAUCCGACUGUUGGUGCGUUUUCGAUCCGAUUCGACCUUGUUGGAUGGUUGAUUUGAGGUUCUUGGGCUUCCACGAUUUGGGACCUACGCCGGGAGGGGAGUUUUCUUAUUUCACGCAUGCGGCCCUACGGCUCGAACCCCAGGAGGGAUCACGCCGGCGGCCGAGGCGACCAGACGUCUCCGUGGAUUCCUCCCGUGGAUGGCGGUGACGGCGGCCGCGGUGUUGGGGGUAUCGGGAACCUGGCCGACCGGUUGUCCGGGUUGUGCUUGGGCGACGGCCCCGAUGAGAGCCUGUAUCAGGUCAUGAAGGCUGUGGAGGACGCUGAGAACACCAUCAUGCAACAGAUGGAAGAGAAUAAUCAAUUAAGAAAUGAGCUCCAAAUUAAAACACAAGAGUUGAAGAGAUAUAGAUUAGAGGUUACAUCUUCAAGACCUUCUGAGAUACCAACAAAUGACGAUGUGGAGGCCUACAAAACUCAUCAUUCUAAUUCUUCAGCUGGAACUCAGGUGGACAGGAACAGAUGGGUGGAUAAUCGUUCUUCAUUGAAUCCUCAGGGUAUGCUUGUAAUUCAUCAGAAUGGGGUUGCUAGAAGGGAGGAAUCUUCUGUGAAAACUAGCACAAUAAAUCAACAUUAUUUUGAGGGCAACAAGGUUAAUGGAGAUUUAAAAAAAUUUCCUGGAACACAGUCUGGUGGAGAUAGUGCUGGUCCAUCUCAGUACUCUACACCAUCGUCUAGAUCCCUUUCUCCUAACAGGCAACAGAAGGAUGGAGAACAUGAUCAGCGGUUUCAUUCACCUGGAAAUGGACUGGUGCCAGUGACUGGUAUCAAUUCAAAUAUUCUCUGGAAACAGGAACUCAUUGUCAAGGUCAGAGAGCAUGAAGAAGAAAUAGCUCAGUUAAGGAAACAUCUUGCUGACUAUUCAGUGAAGGAAACACAAAUACGCAAUGAGAAAUAUGUUCUAGAAAAGCGUAUUGCUUAUAUGCGUAUGGCAUUUGAUCAGCAACAGCAGGAUUUGGUUGAUGCAGCAUCAAAAGCUAUUUCCUACAGACAAGAUAUUAUUGAAGAGAACAUCCGUCUAACAUAUGCAUUGCAAGCGGCACAUGCAGAGAGAUCAACUUUUGUAUCUUCUUUAGUACCUCUUUUAUCAGAACAUGGUCUCCAGCCUUCUGUAGUUGAUGCUCAGUCAAUUGUCAGCAAUCUCAAGGUUUUGUUCAGACAUUUGCAGGAAAAACUCAUCAUCGCUGAGGAGAAACUGAAAGAGUCUCAGUACCAGUUAGCUCCUUGGUAUGCAGAGUCAUCAAAUAAUCCAGGCUUUCCACCACAAUCACCUUCCGAACUGCUUGGUGCACAAGUGGCUGUUUCUGACAAAAAUAACCUGGAAAUCGUGCCACAGGCAGCCUAUCCACAUGCACGGUCUCCAAUUUCUUCUCCUUCCAACUUUCAAACGAAACCUGACUGGGAGGCAGUCAGGAACCAGAACCAGCAACCUCUUCCAAGUAGUGUUCACGCAAAGAAUUUGGACCAUGACAUCCCAGAAACAAACAUUCCUUUAACCAGAAGGAAUUCCAUUGCCUACGAUGCUUCAAUUCAAACAAAUCAAGAUGACUCUCAUGUUGCACAUCUUAGUGCUGACUCCAAAAAUAUUAAAAGCAGCAGGAAUGAUGAUUCUGAGACUGUUUCUCUUCAGCAUGGACGAGAACCUACUGUACACUGGGCUCCUGGAAACUCCCCCUAUUUAUCAUCUGGACAGGAUGAUCCAAACUCUUACCCUUACCUUCCAACUGUCCUUGAGGAGCCCAGUUCUUCAUUCUCCGAAGCAGCAGAUGAUGAUCCCUUGCCAGCAAUAGACGGUCUUCGAAUUUCUGGUGAAGCAUUUCCUGGAAGGGAACUUCAAGCAAGUGGCUACUCAAUCAAUGGAACUACUAGUUGUAACUUUGGGUGGGUACGGUAUUUAGAAGAUGGAUCUGUGAACUACAUCGAAGGAGCAAAACAACCCACUUAUUUAGUUACUGCUGAUGACGUGGACUCAUACCUUGCUAUUGAAGUCCAACCCCUGGAUGACAGGAAGCGGAAGGGUGAACCUGUAAAGGUUUUCGCUAAUGAUCAAAGAAAGAUAACUUGUGAUCCUGAAAUGCAAGAGCAAAUUAAGAGAACUCUUUCGGAUGGACAUGUAUCAUAUGAGGUUUUGCUAUCGACUAGAUAUCUUGACAUAUGGGAUCCUGCUAUUUUGUCAAUAAAGAGAGAAGGUUACAGCAUAAAAUGCACUGGGCCACGUGGUGUUGUUGUCACGGAGAAAUUUCAACCAAAUACUACUAUUGCAAUCCCGUAUGUACAUCCUACAGAGUUUUUGAUUCAGGGCACUAACGGAGAACAUCUGUUGAAGACAGAAGUUAGUAGUGUGCUGCGAGAUACAAUUGUUCUUACAAUGAGAUUAUUUAAAGUGAUGGCUGGUGAGAAGAGGAAAGGGAGGAAAAAGGGUCUAUUUUUCAAAUAGAUGUUUCUACAAAGCCAUAAAUGCAUGUAUUUUUUGCCCCCCUUUUUCAUUCUGUACAUGUGUGCCUGCUGGUGAGUUUGCUGAUAAAUGCAUCUGUUGUAAACUCUCCCUAUUUUAUCAAGCGAGCUGUUUUUUUUUUUUUUUUUCUCAACUAAAUGCCUUGUGGACUGUAUGCUUAAAAUAGUAUGAAAAUAUUCAGUAUGCUGUGAUGCACAUUAGUUCGAGACUUUGAUCAACCUGUAUUAAACCCGGUACAAGAGAUAUGGGUUCAUGCUUAUGACUGUCAAAUAAUUUCAUCAAACUUCUUGUUGGAUCCAGCAUGAUAAUUAUUA